AUGGGAUUCGCAUCUCCAAUUCCGCUGCGACAAAGAGAAGCCGUGCCUCGAACUGCAGAUGCUUCUCUAGGACCGGCCCUGGCAUCUGGGCUCUCCCCCAUGGACGAAAUCACGCCCGCCGAUUCGGUUACGCGCCGCCAUGUGGACGCUGGCAAGCAGGCGACGGAGCUGGUGGCGGAGCUCAACGCCGAAGAGCCACUGCCGGCAAACAACUUUGCAUUCACGCCGUCUCAGUUGCACAAGCUUUUAAAGCAAAGGAGUCUUGCGGCUCUCGACAUCUUUGGAGGGCUCCGCGGCCUUGUGCUGGGCCUCCGUACCGAUAUCGCUGCGGGCCUGAGUGCUGAUGAGGCCAAUCUCGAUGGCACAAUCACCUUUGACGAGGCCGUUUCGGCUGCUCGCCAGGAUCGCGUGCCCGUCCUCUCGCCUGUCGAGGUGCCUCUUGCUCGUCCAAAUUUGACCUUUCAGAUAGGCGGACCGGAUCACCAGUUCAUCGACCGGAGACGCAUCUUCGGCGCCAACCGGCUGCCCCGACGCCGACAGAAAUCUUUCUUCAAGCUCAUGUGGAUUGCCUUCAACGACAAGCUCAUGAUUCUGCUUACAAUUUCCGCCUCUAUAUCUCUAGCAAUCGGACUGUAUCAGUCACUCACGGCUGACGAGGACACAUCCAAUAUCGAAUGGGUUGACGGAGUAACGGUCGUGGCUGCUAUUAUCGUCAUCGUCCUGGCAAGCGCCGCAACCGACUGGCAAAAGAACCACCGAUUCGAGAAGCUUAACGAGCGACAGCAGCAACGUGAUGUGACAGUCCUUCGAUCCGGCAGGAUACAACAAAUCUCGAUAUACGAUGUCCUGGUGGGAGAUAUCCUGCACAUUGAGGCUGGCGAAGUUGUGGCAGCCGACGGUGUGCUGAUUCAGGGCUCCAGCUUAUACAUCGAUGAGUCGUCCAUCACAGGAGAGACUCAGCUAGUCCGCAAAAUGGCCCCGGCGGAUUGCAACCGUUCUCGAGCCGUGGCUGAUCCCUUCAUCUUUAGUGGCACUACUGUUUGUCGUGGUGUCGGCCGCUUUCUUGUCCUUUCUAUAGGCGAAAACUCGGCCUACGGGAGGACGCUCAUGUCUUUGCGAGAGGAUAUCGAGGAGACGCCUCUUCAGGCCAAACUUGGAAGACUGGGCAAGCAACUCAUCAUGUUUGGUGCCACCGCAGGUGCCAUUUACUUUUUGAUCCUCUUCAUCCGAUAUCUGGUCCGAUUGCCGCACCACAGACACGCUCGCCCAACCCAGAAAGCCGAAGCCUUUCUUCGUAUCGUCAUGCUUGCCGUUACUAUAGUCGUAAUCACCGUCCCCGAAGGCCUGGCAUUGAACGUCACUAUCGCUCUUGCGUUUGCAACCACGAGGAUGCUCAAGGACCACAAUCUCGUUCGUCUUAUUCGGUCCUGUGAGAUUAUGGGCAAUGCCACGUCCAUCUGCUCGGACAAGACGGGAACUCUGACGCAAAACAAAAUGGCCGUUGUUGCUGGCCGUGUUGGGCUCGAAAGCGGUUUCGAGGAUUACGAAUUGCCUGUCACAGGCUCCAGCUCAAGUCCUGCCUCAUCGAGCUUGAUCAAGGACAGCAUAUCCCUCAACUCCACCGCGUUCGAGAGAGACGACUCCGCAAGCGCCGACUUUGUGGGAUCUAGUACCGAGACAGCCCUGCUCAAAUUUGGCCGAGAUCACCUAGGUAUGGGUAAACUUAGGGAAGAACGUGCCAACAACCCCAUCGUCGCCAUGCUCCCAUUUGAUUCAGCACGAAAGUGGAUGGCUGUUUUAGUAAAGCUUCCCAACGGCAAAUACCGACUCCUGGUCAAAGGAGCUGCUGAAAUCGUGUUUGAGUAUUGUGCUUUCAUAGUGGCAGACCCAACCUUUCAAUUCACCACCGCUAGGCUCGAGGAAUCGGAUAGGGAGAGCUUCCGCAAAACGAUCAACGACUAUGCUGUCAAUCUUCUUCGCCCAGUUGCUAUAAGCUUCCGAGACUUUGAUGAGCACGAAGUAUUUGAGCACCCAGACGAUGACCCUGCCUCUGUUAAUCUGGAAUGGUUGGCAUCGGGCAUGGUAUUCAUCGGCUUCUUUGGGAUCCGUGAUCCACUACGACCAGAAGUGGUCGAUUCCGUACGCAAGUGUCAAGAUGCCGGCGUCUUUGUGCGCAUGGUUACUGGUGACAACUUCCUUACGGCCAAGGCUGUUGCUACGGAAUGUGGCAUAUAUACCCCUGGCGGCGUUGCCAUGGACGGGCAAACGUUCAGAAAGCUUACGCCAUCGCAACGUGAUGCCAUCAUCCCACGCUUGCAGGUAUUGGCGAGAUCUAGUCCUGAAGACAAACUGUUACUCGUCACACGGUUGAGAGAGAUGAAAGAGACGGUGGCAGUUACUGGUGACGGAACAAACGAUGCGCUUGCUCUGAAAGCAGCAGAUGUUGGCUUUGCCAUGGGAAUGCAGGGCACCGAAGUUGCUAAAGAAGCUGCUUCUAUCAUUUUGCUUGACGACAACUUUGCAUCCAUUGUAAAGGCCUUGAGUUGGGGUCGGACAGUGAAUGAUGCUGUCAAGAAAUUCAUUCAGUUCCAAUUUACCAUCAACGUUACGGCAGGCAUCACAACAAUCAUCUCGGAACUUGUGGGUGAUUCUAUUUUCACUGUCGUGCAACUGCUCUGGAUCAACCUCAUCAUGGACAUUUUCGCAUCUCUCGCAUUUGCGACCGAUCAUCCUUCGCCAGAUUUCUUGAUGCGGAAACCUGAGCCUCGCAAUGCACCCAUUGUGACCAUUACCAUGUGGAAGAUGAUUGUCGGCCAGUCCAUUUACCAGCUUUUGGUCGUCUUUUUGGUACAUUAUGUCGGCUGGGAUAUCUUCAAUCCCGGAACCAAGCAUGAAAUUGACAAGUUGCAAACGCUAGUGUUCAACAUUUACGUCUGGAUGCAGUUUUUCAAUCAGCACAACUGUCGAAGAGUGGAUAAUAAACUAGAUAUUUGGUACCAAGGAAUUCUCAAGAAUCCUUGGUUCAUUGGAGUACAGCUUCUGACGAUUCUUGGUCAGUUCCUCAUCAUCUUCAAGGGAGGCGAAGCUUUCGACACGAAGCCGUUGACGGGAGCCCAGUGGGGAUGGAGUAUCUUGUUUGGCAGCUUGACCAUUCCGCUCGGUGCUCUGAUCCGCCAAGUACCUGAUGAACUGGUAGCAGAGGUUUUCCUCGGCUUGAAGAAGCUCUUCCUUUUCAUCACAACUCCCUUUCGAAGUGGCUGGGCCAGGAUUUCACGGAAAAGGAAGGCCCAGCUGGGAGAUAAUUCUCAGGAAGAGCUUGGAGUUGUUGAGAACUCGACUGUUCCCGCCAGUUCACCAGUUGCAAGCUCAUCAUUUGGCGGAGCAGACCAAAUCACUUCAGAUGUUAAAACACACCCUGCGAACAGCAAUAGCAUAGCUCAAAGCUCCGCAAUGGGUUCCAUGGGCUCUAUAUCUGAAAAGAUCGAGCUCGAUCUGCAAGCGUUGAUCAAUGCCGCCAAGAUAGGCCAGCUCGCCGACAAGGAGAUGUUCGAGAUUCAUCCUCGCACGCUGAAAAACGAUCCGAUCACAACACCGCGCUCAAAUACGGAAAUACCGCCUAGCCAGGACCCGUACAUUCUGCGGUACUUUGUUAGAAUUAGGAGACACAACAUUCGCGAGGCGACUAGCCAGCCGGUUCGCAGGCCCACGGUCCCAUCUCGGGCUACCUGGGUUGAGCCACGACGACCAGACCCUGCUCGAACAAGGCAGCAGCAAAAUCGACGAGAUUGGUUUUCUAUCGAAGGAUUGCUGAGGUCCAAGAGGCGAUAG
Molecule: messenger RNA, 3828 nt
Organism: Trichoderma breve
Lineage: Eukaryota; Fungi; Ascomycota; Sordariomycetes; Hypocreales; Hypocreaceae
Product: e1-E2 ATPase domain-containing protein
Exons: 3
Coding region: 1-3828 (1275 amino acids)
Biological process (GO): calcium ion transmembrane transport; intracellular calcium ion homeostasis
Cellular component (GO): intracellular membrane-bounded organelle; membrane
Molecular function (GO): P-type calcium transporter activity; ATP hydrolysis activity; ATP binding
Source: RefSeq, a predicted model, not a curated record